AAUGGAUGCCUGGAAGUUGACCUACAUAUAUAUUCAGAAAUGUUUUGCCACCUGAGACCUGUGAGGAGGUUAUGUCCAGGAAAGAUAUUUCCAUACUGGUUUCUCUACUCAAGAGCUUUAUCGGGAGCUGAAGCAGUCAAUGCCUUGAGGCCAUUCUAUUUUGCUGUACAUCCAGAUUUCUUUGGACAGCACCCCAGGGAAAGGGAAGUCAAUGAAAAUUCUCUUAAGAGAUUAAGUGCCUACUUAGAAAACCUCCAGAAACCAGGCUUCAAGUCUUUGAAACCAACCCAGCUUAUGUUUUAUGUAAGAGAAACAGACCAGAACUCCUCUGAUGGCCAGGAACACUUCAGCACUUCCAGAUUUCGAGCAGUCAAAUUUACUUUGCACACCAGAGAUCUGCUAAGCACAGUGUUAUAUAUUCUCAACUCCUGCAGUUUAUCUAUUGAACAUAUCCAAAGCUUGAAUACUAAUGUGCACUCCCAGCCUCUCAAAGAGGCCAAAAGGAUAUCAGACAGGCCCAUCAAAUGGGACAAGUCUUACUACUCCUUUACUGGAUUCAAGGACCCUGAUGAAGACCCCGAGCAAGUCUGGAGAAUGGAAACAACCCUAACAUCCUGGUUAGAUAACAAUGGGAAAAGUGCUGUUAAAAAGCUGAAGAAUAGUUUGCCACUUAGAAAAGAACUAGAUCGUUUAAAAGAUGAACUGUCCCAUCAAUUGCAGCUCUCGGACAUCAGGUGGCAGAGGAGCUGGGGCAUCGCCCACCGCUGCAGCCAGCUGCACAGUUUAGGCCGCUUAGCCCAGCAGAACUUGGAAAGCCUUAAAAAUGCAAAAGGAUGUACAAUAAUAUUUACAGACCGGUCCGGGAUGAGUGCAGUGGGCCACGUGAUGCUGGGAACAAUGGAUGUCCAUCAUCACUGGACAAAACUUUUUGAAAGAUUACCGAGUUAUUUUGACCUGCAGAGGAGGCUGAUGCUUCUGGAGGACCAAAUAAGCUAUCUUCUAGGUGGCAUCCAAGUUGUUUAUAUCGAAGAAUUACAGCCAGUGUUGACACUUGAAGAAUAUUACUCUCUUCUCGACGUGUUCUAUAAUAGACUCUUGAAAAGCCGAAUACCUUUUCACCCUCGAAGUUUGCGUGGUUUGCAAAUGAUCCUUAACAGUGACAGAUAUGCUCCAAGUUUGCACGAACUUGGGCAUUUUAACAUUCCUAUCCUCUGCGAUCCAGCAAACCUCCAGUGGUUUAUUCUCACCAAAGCCCAACAGGCAAGAGAGAACAUGAAAAGAAAAGAAGAGUUGAAAGACAUUGAAAAUGAAUUGAUGCAGGCUUCCACGAAGAAAUUUUCUCUGGAAAAGUUUUAUAAGGAGCCCAGCGUUUCAAGUAUACAAAUGGUGGAUUGUUGUAAGAGACUUCUAGAACAAUCACUGCCUUAUCUACAAGGGAUGCACCUGUGCAUUUCACAUUUUUACUCUGUUAUGCAGGAUGGAGACCUUUGUAUUCCUUGGAAUUGGAAGAAUGGAGAAGCCAUUAAAUAACAGAAAUCUGUAUUAUUUUUUAAAGAGAUAAGAAACUGCUAAACUUAUUUAAAUCCACAAUUUGAUGUAACAGUAUUACUGAUGUGUUACAAGAACAAAGUUUC
Lipotes vexillifer (Yangtze River dolphin) is the source of this 1634-nucleotide messenger RNA. It is a transcript of the gene TCAIM, whose product is annotated as T cell activation inhibitor, mitochondrial. Gene Ontology annotation, cellular component: mitochondrion. The coding region runs from base 40 to 1530 and encodes 496 amino acids. Lineage: Eukaryota; Metazoa; Chordata; Mammalia; Artiodactyla; Lipotidae. The record is from RefSeq and is a predicted model, not a curated record. The transcript has 10 exons.